Pisolithus orientalis is the source of this 734-nucleotide messenger RNA. Its product is annotated as Arl8a protein. Bases 84 to 629 code for a protein of 181 amino acids. Gene Ontology annotation, molecular function: GTPase activity; GTP binding. The record is from RefSeq and is a predicted model, not a curated record. Gene Ontology annotation, biological process: protein transport. Gene Ontology annotation, cellular component: lysosomal membrane. The transcript is spliced from 10 exons. NCBI's taxonomy places the organism in Eukaryota, Fungi, Basidiomycota, Agaricomycetes, Boletales, Pisolithaceae.
ACCUCGAUGGACCCACACAUUUCUAAACUCCGCUGACUCCGCUCACACCUGCCGUCGGCAUCGUCCUAGUACUGUACUCCAAUAUGUGGUUGUGGUCGUCGGUGGUUGCGUGGUUGAGCAGCAUUCUGUUCGCCAAGGCAGCUGAGAUAGCCGUUGUCGGGUUGCAGGCAUCGGGGAAGACGUCCUUCGUCAAUGUCAUCGGUUCAGGACAGUGGUCUGAGGACGUCGUUCCAACCGUUGCGUUCAACUAUCGCAAAGUCCGCAAAGGCGCCGUAACUUUCAAGAUAUGGGAUGUAGCAGGUCAACCCAAAUUCCGGUCCAUGUGGGAGCGGUACUGUCAUGGCAUGGACGCUAUUGUCUUCAUCGUGGAUUCUGCCGACCACGAUAAAUUCGACACGGCAAGAUUCGAACUCCAUCAACUUCUCUCCCAACCAGGUCUAACAGGCGUCCCUCUUCUGGUCCUCGGUAACAAAAAUGACAUCCCAGACCAUGCAUCUGUCAAGGAUCUCAUUCGUGAACUCGAACUCGACAAAAUCCAAAACCGCCCCGUCUCGUGCUACUCGUGCUCGAUGAAGAGCCGGCAUAAUCUGGAUAUCGUGCUUCGGUGGCUUACAGAGCGGAGUCACUGACGCAGUUGGCCUAAUGUCCCUAACAGUUAAUAGUACGCAGUGCCGCAUCUCAUACCUCAUACGUUCGCUCGCCAUGUAUGCAUAUCCCCUACAUAGACUCGCAUC